CGACGUGUUUGAUGUGAAUUUGCUUGAGUGCGACGUUGUUCGAGCGAAUGGCUGUGGUGCGACACAUUUAAGCAGCUGACCGUGCCCUGCCGCCCGACCGUGCCGGACCCGCCACUCUGCCCCCUCCCCCCUUCUUCUCCGGUGGCGGCGGCGGAGCCCUCGUUCUCAACGGCGGCGGAGCCUUCGUCCUCAAAAAAUGGUUGUGAGGGGAGCCCGUGGGCAUACUGAGAUGGAGCCCCCAGAUUCAACUUCGAAUAGAGGGGAUGCUGCCGCUCGGACCUUCGAAUUGACGGUCAAUUUCUUUCCAUCAAAGGCAAAAUUAGUUGAUGGUAGCAUUCAGAACAUUGAGAGAGACACAAUUGUUAAAUGGGAGGUUGAGUUUACAGAGAUUGAUCCACAAGUUCUACAGAACAUGGGAGAGAAGGCAGUGAAGAAAUGGGUGGAAAAAAUUGGGGAGAAUGUUGUUUGGGGUCCAGAGCAAGAAGUAUCACUGUUGCGGUUUGAUGAUUGGAAAGGAGAGUAUGUGAGAAUGGAAGAUGGUGAACAGAUUGUUGAUGAAAUCGAUCGGCAAAACGGCUGGACAAGCAAACGAGCUAAUUUUUUUGCUGAGCUGGUUGAUCUGAAUAUUUUUUCGAAGGUUGGAUAUGUGCCAUCACAAUUAGCUGCGCAGAUGGUAGAUGAUGAUUGGGCUACACAGAGGCCAUUGAUUCCCAUGUGUACUGAACUUACAGUAAUAGCCGAAGAGGGACAGGUGACUGGAAUUGAAACUGAAACUGCAGCAACUGUUGAUUGGAAUGUAGUUGAAUUAGAUGAGCCUACUGAUUUGGUCAUUGCACCAAUGCCUGACAUUGAGAUGGCCAAACUUUUUGGCAUUCCAGUCGAUGACAGAGAUAAGCAGGAGAGGGGAGAAUCUAGUUUGCCUACUAAUGUUGAUGAAGAUGUAGAUGGACAAUUGAUGGAACAAGCUGCAGAUGAAGUAGAUGAUGCACAUGAUGAUGAGCUGGUGCAUGUGUAUGACAAAGAAAACCCUGUCAUUGAAGUAGGCAAGUUCUUCCCAAGCAUGAAGGAGUUUAGGAUGUGUUUCAAGACUUAUGCAGUGAAACAUGAGUUUGAUGCCAAGACUGUUUGGACUGAUAGAAAGAAGUUUUAUGCGAGGUGCAGAGGAUUUGUUGGUAGUAUAUCAGGCUGGGGCCUGGAUGUCCUGGCUGUCGGGCCGGAUGUCCAGCUCUUGGAGCUCUGCAUCGGCUGCCUUGUUGCUGGUAUUGGUGACUAG
Triticum aestivum (bread wheat) is the source of this 1273-nucleotide messenger RNA. RefSeq lists its product as uncharacterized. Lineage: Eukaryota; Viridiplantae; Streptophyta; Magnoliopsida; Poales; Poaceae. Bases 197 to 1273 code for a protein of 358 amino acids. The transcript has 5 exons. The record is from RefSeq and is a predicted model, not a curated record.